This is a messenger RNA of Mizuhopecten yessoensis (Yesso scallop), 2006 nucleotides long. RefSeq names its product beta-1,4-N-acetylgalactosaminyltransferase bre-4-like. Gene Ontology annotation, biological process: glycosphingolipid biosynthetic process; carbohydrate metabolic process. The transcript has 6 exons. Gene Ontology annotation, molecular function: N-acetyl-beta-glucosaminyl-derivative 4-beta-N-acetylgalactosaminyltransferase activity. NCBI's taxonomy places the organism in Eukaryota, Metazoa, Mollusca, Bivalvia, Pectinida, Pectinidae. The record is from RefSeq and is a predicted model, not a curated record. The annotation marks the transcript as partial.
UUGGUGACAUUUCCGUCCAGAAGUGUGACACGACCUGUCGCCUGGCAUCAAGACUUGCUGCUGAGAUCGUAACGCGUGGUUACUGGAAACCCUUAACCUGUCUCUCCCGUCAUCACGUGCUUAUUGUUAUUCCAUUUAGGGAUCGCUGGCGUCAUUUGACAAUUCUUUUGCAAAAUUUAGUUGGAAUGCUCCAACGUCAGCAAUUGGAGUUUAGGAUUUUAGUUGCCGAACAGUUUGGUAAUGCAACGUUUAAUAAAGGGCGACUGAUGAAUGCUGCGUUUUUAGAGGCAACUAAACGCUAUCACUUCCAUUGUGUGAUUUUCCAUGAUGUUGAUCUAGUGCCUGAAAAUGACAGAAACCUGUAUUCCUGUCCAUGGCAACCCACUCACCUUUCAGUUGCUGUUGAUGAGAUGCAUUACAGAUUGAAAUAUGAAUUACUUGUUGGUGGUGUACUCGCUAUGACGUCAGAACAGUUCCGUUUGGUUAAUGGAUACUCUAAUGAAUACUGGGGCUGGGGUGCUGAAGACGACGACAUGGCUUACAGAAUUUUGCUUUCUGGUUUACGCAUUAUGCGUCCAUCUGCUGUAGUUGCUCGAUACCGGAUGCUACGCCACGAAAAGCGAGAACCAUCUGCAUGGAGUUCAAGGACUAGACUACUGAAAAGUGUUAAUAAACGAUUUCAAACGGACGGGCUGAUAAAUGUGCCUUACCGACUUGUAUUCUAUCGAGACCAGACUCUCUUUAUACACAUGAUGCUUGAUAUCGGUCGUCCGAGUUAACGCAUCGCUACGUGGUCUCCAGUACACUUCAUUGCUCCAUGUCAUACUUCAGGAAAGAUUGCCUCGCAAUAGAUGUAACUGAGAUUGUCUGACUUACGGAUGGUUUUACAUAUUCACUUAUAUAAAAGUCUCUUUCGGAUGCCCUACGUUCAAACAUCAAAAUGAAUAAGUAUGAUCCUAACCUAAUAAGAGGAGCAACACUUGUAACGUGGCCAAUUACGAGUACAAAAGCAGCGGAAGUGCGGAUCAAUGUCACAAGAUCUUGCAGAGGAAUGUUGUGGAUGCAUGACCCUUAUUAGCAACAUAAUAACGAGAUAUUGCUAGGAUCAACUUGUUUUCCGUGAGGCUGUGGUAAUAUUUUGCAAAAGAAUUCAUCUCAAAUUAAUUCAAUUGUAAUAUAAUGUAUCUUGUUUGUAGAAUAACUAUGAUACCAUACAAAACACUAACAAUUUUGAAUUCUUUAAAGCGAGGCCAAUACCAAGUUAGCGAGGUGGACAUUGUGAAAUACUUAACAUCUUUAAAAUAGUCGACAUGAACGUUUUAAAUAUGAAACUGUCUUCAGCAUAGUAUGUAUUGGCUGCUUGUGCAAAAACUUUAUCUUCAAAAUCGACAAGGUCAUUUAGAAUACAUUCGACCAUAAGGUAAAGUGAACUGGAAUAAACCAGAAUUAAAAAGCUAGAAGAAUAUGCAAAGACUGAUAUAUGAACAUUGUCUGGACCGCAACAAUUCGUUGAUAACAGAUAAAUUUUAAUGGUUUACAAAUAUAUAAACAAAAGCUAUCAUUACAAAGUUUCAAAAAGAUGAAAUUACAUAGGAUAUACCUUACAAUUACAAAACACUGUAUGUGGGAAAUUAAACGCAGUUUAACCUUAGCUUUUCUGGGCCCCCUAAAUGGGAGAAAAUAUAUCAUUGCGAAAAGACUUAAUACACAGCAUUCCAUAUGCAUCAAUGAUGUGUGAAGUCAGAAAACAACACUGAAAUUAUAUGCAUUGUACCGAGGAAGAGCGAAUCUAGACCGGGAGAAAAUUGCCAUGCGUACAGUGCAUAUUCAGCAAAUUUUAAUACUAACUGGUUGUAAAAAAGUUAUUGAUCAUAACAAAGUAUAAAUAAUUGUUGGCAUUCAAGAUAGUAGAUGUAAUGUCCAUUUUAAUCAUGGUUAUAUAAUCUGUAUUUUAGUAUGUACCCAACCGGAACACUGGAAGUAACCCUUCCAUUAUAAAGUAAGUA